Messenger RNA from Naegleria lovaniensis, 2910 nucleotides. RefSeq lists its product as uncharacterized. NCBI's taxonomy places the organism in Eukaryota, Heterolobosea, Eutetramitea, Acrasida, Naegleriidae. Bases 1 to 2910 code for a protein of 969 amino acids. The record is from RefSeq and is a predicted model, not a curated record. Gene Ontology annotation, molecular function: DNA binding; ATP binding; hydrolase activity. Gene Ontology annotation, cellular component: cytoplasm. The transcript is spliced from 4 exons.
AUGUUCUCAUCGUCCAAUUGCAACAGUGGCCAGCAACAACAUACGACGGGUUUAAAGUUGUUGAAUAGUGCCGGCUAUGCUUGGAAUUCUCAUGACUACAGCCCCUCAUCGGAAUUGUAUAACAAGUGCCAAGUCAUUGAUGAUAAUGUAGAAUUGGAUGCUCAUAAACGGAGGAUAUUAAAAGCACCGAUUAUUAAAGACAAGAUGUGUGUUUAUAACUCCAUGAUGAAUAUUGAAAACAUUGCAACCAUGCAAGAAUUCACGAAUUUUAAUUUAUUUAAAAACCAAGAUGAUGUAAAUAAUAUGGAAGAGGAUGAUUUAAAUUCAGCAUACCAUACAAUGGCCGACAAUGAUCGACCAAGCGAAUCUUCAUCAUUCUCAACCAGUGGUGACGAUUUACUUUCUCAAGCACGAGGUUAUCAACAAGAAUUAGUUGAACAUUGCAAAAAAGAAAAUACGAUUAUUGUAGCUCCAACCGGUGCGGGCAAAACAUUUAUUGCUGCUCUUUUGAUCAGAGAUACACUUGAUCAAAAUCCAGCAAAGAAGAUACUGUUUCUUGUAAAUCAAAUUUCUCUUGUAGAUCAGCAAGCAACUGCCUUCCAAGAAUUUAAUAUUCCACGAGUAGGUGCCUUUCAUAGUGACAAAAAAGGGCUGAAAAAUUGGACAGAAGAUUCAGAAUAUCAUGAUGUCAUUGUUUGUACAGUACAAAUACUUCUUAAUUCCAUGAAGAACAAUGAAGAAAGAAUAAUGGAGGAUGUUCAAUUAAUAAUAUUUGACGAAUGUCAUCAUGCGCAUUCUAACCAUCCAUUCAAGGUGCUUAUGAGAGAUUUUUAUAAACCUCGAAAGUUGGCUGGAUUUCCCAUUCCUAGAAUUGUGGGGCUAAGUGCUUCACCUGCUGCUAAAAACACAGUUGGUGAAACGAUCCUAAAAAUUUUGCAACUGUGCCAUGAUUUGGAUUGUACAGUGAGACGUGUAGAAAAAAACGAAGAAGAGUUGAACAAGUAUGUGUACAUACCUCCCAUUCAAAUGAAAAGUGUAGAUAUGGACCCUCACUCAGAGAGACUAAAAUCUUAUAUUUAUAACGCUAUUAGACGAGUUAAGAUGCUGCUUCUUGAAAAAUGUGGCAAAAAUUUACAUGGAGAUAUUGACAUUUAUGAUGAUAAAUUUGGUACUGAUGAGGCUGACAUGUGGAUUAACAAAAGGUCACAUAUACCCACAACAGAAUUAUCGAACGAUACGGAAUGUGACAAUCGACAUUUAACAGAAUUUUUACAAACUAGAGAUAGAUCCAAGCCUAUGAUUGUUCUAUUAUGCCAAACUCUGUCUAUUCUUAACGAAUGUCUCAUGAUUAAUGAUCACCGAUCACCCUAUGAUGCGUGGGAGCAAUUGAAAAAGUUCUUAAAUUCUUUAGAAAAUAAGGAAAUCCUCUCCUUAUUGUCUAAAAGCGGUAUAUCACUAUCCAUGUAUGAACACGAGCAUUCAAUAGGAAUAAUUCCAAAAAACUGUAAUAAGAGAGUUGAGCUAGCAAGAUUAUUAACAGAAUACAAAUCAAAAGCUCAAGAUAUGAGAGCGCUGAUUUUUGUAAAAACCAGACUUGGAUGUAAAGAAACUAAAGAGUUUUUAGAGACUCAACCAGCUCUUCGCGGUUUCCUUAAACUAGACAUUCUGCUUGGCCGCGGCAAAAGCUCAUCUACAGGAGGAAUGACCUCUAAUCAGCAGCAGACGGUUUUGACAAACUUUAGAACUGGCGUUAUUAAUACUUUAAUUUCUACAAGUGUGGCUGAGGAAGGUAUUGAUAUUCCAUCCUGCAGUUUAGUCGUGCGAUUAGAUGGGGUUGAUAGCGCCUUAAAUCUCAUUCAAUCAAGAGGAAGAGCCAGAUCUCGAAAUAGUGAAUUUUUCUGUAUUCUUCACACAAAUUCUGGACAGAAAUCCGUCGAGCGAUAUCAAAUGCAAGAAAGAAAAAUGAUCACUGCUGUCGAUAUUUUGAUGAAGGCAGAAAGAAUACAUCCUGAUAUUUAUCUGAGGAAUAUCAAUCUAAAAGAGACCUCUGGCUUAAAGCAUAUGGUUCUCGGUCACAUUUUCGAGUAUUUAUGGUUUAACUCUGAGAAAAUUGCAAACGAUGAAACUGUCCAACGUCUCUAUCACUACACUGAAAAGACUAUAACACAAUCAUCAGUAUUAUCGAACACGUGUGAGAAAUUAUUUGGAGCAAAACCAGUAAUGCAAGUCAUAAAAACUGGUUCAAGUUUUAUUGCUCGAAUAAUUAUUACAAUUAGUAAUAUUGAUAGAAGCUGUUAUAUGAAUGGAUAUCAGGCAGCCAGAUACUUUGUCCUUACUACUUCUAAGGCUUUUAAAACUAAACGAGAUGCGAAGAACGCUGCCUCCCUUGAAGCAUUACAAAAGUUUAUGGACAAAGAUCUUGUCGUAUUUCCUCCUAGCACUUGGACAGAAAUUUACAAAGAGAAAACUAAAGAUCCAAUCGAGAUCAAUGACGGAGAGAAUUCUGAACUUCUCAAAGAAAUAGUACCCAUUCAAGAGAUUGAUCUCAAACGAAAACAAACGACUACCAAAGUAACAGAUGCAAACAUUUUCAAAGAGAAGAUUACUCUCGAAACAGCUAUUACUUGUCUAUUUCAUCACUGCAAACUUAAUUUUGGAGUUAACCCAGAGUUCAAAGAUUUUGUGUUGACAAUGAGAGUUAAUAAUUUCAAUCAAUACUAUUACACUUGCAGUGUCGUUAGUGACAAAGUAUCUACAGUAAGAGGAGAUGCAUUUUCCAAGAAAAAGGACGCUAAAAAAGAUGCUGCUUUUAAGAUGUGUCAUGCAAUUUUUAAUGCUUACCAUUAUUUCGACAUGCCAAAAUCUGCAUUUUCAACAACCCAGAGCAACAAACAAUCAGAUGAGCAAUGA